This is a messenger RNA of Dromaius novaehollandiae (emu), 825 nucleotides long. RefSeq names its product forkhead box protein D3-like. NCBI's taxonomy places the organism in Eukaryota, Metazoa, Chordata, Aves, Casuariiformes, Dromaiidae. Gene Ontology annotation, molecular function: DNA-binding transcription factor activity, RNA polymerase II-specific; RNA polymerase II cis-regulatory region sequence-specific DNA binding. The coding region runs from base 1 to 825 and encodes 274 amino acids. The record is from RefSeq and is a predicted model, not a curated record. The transcript has a single exon. Gene Ontology annotation, biological process: regulation of transcription by RNA polymerase II; anatomical structure morphogenesis; cell differentiation.
AUGACCGAAGAUAUUUCUGAAAACAGUGAAGCAAUUCCAGAAAUCUGCGCAGGUGGAGGAGGAGAAGAAGGAAAACUGAUUCGCAGUAUUCCACCUAGAAGUCCUAAUUCUCCUUCAUGCAUCAAAAACAGUCUUUCUGUGAGUGUGGAUGAAGGAAGAUUUUUGGAAAAACCACCUCUAUCUUACAUAGCCUUAAUUGCAAAGGCAAUUCUCUCCUCCCCUGCGAAUAAACUGAAUUUAGCUGCCAUUUACAAAUACAUCGAAGAUAAUUUUCCGUUCUACAAGAACAAAGGUCGAGGUUGGAGAAAUAGCGUAAGGCACAAUCUUUCACUAAAUGAUUGUUUCAUCAAAGUGGGAAGAUGUGAGGAUGGCAAAGGAAAUUACUGGAGUAUCCACCCAUCAAACUUAAAUGACUUUGUUCAUGGAGACUUCAGGCAACACCGAAAGUCACGAAAGCGAGGGCGUCAGAAGGAGCUAGAGCCUUGCCUUGCUAUGAAUUAUUUCAUGCCUUGGGGACACUAUCCUUCCUACCCAGCACCAAAUUCUCUUUAUCAAAUGCAUUAUUUGUUAGAUCCUUUGUGGAAAAUGCUGUAUGCUGACAGACUGCAGUUUGUGAAUGAAUGCCAAAAAUGGAAUGUAAAUUAUGAUUUAAUCAUGGGGAUGUCUUCACCUCUACUACAGUCUGAUGAACCACAGAGCAUUCCUGUGGACCGGUUUUAUGGAUCUCCUGCUACUUCAGCUAUGCAGCAGAAUAUUUUUCUAAAUAUUCAACAGACAUUCCCUAAUUCACUUUUUUUCUCUUCUCACAAGCAGCAGCGAACUUAA